Penicillium longicatenatum is the source of this 1272-nucleotide messenger RNA. RefSeq names its product NAD(P)-dependent alcohol dehydrogenase. NCBI's taxonomy places the organism in Eukaryota, Fungi, Ascomycota, Eurotiomycetes, Eurotiales, Aspergillaceae. Gene Ontology annotation, molecular function: L-iditol 2-dehydrogenase (NAD+) activity; zinc ion binding. Bases 1 to 1272 code for a protein of 423 amino acids. The transcript has 3 exons. Gene Ontology annotation, biological process: D-sorbitol catabolic process. The record is from RefSeq and is a predicted model, not a curated record.
AUGCGGGAGGUUGAACCACCAACGUCCACAACGAAUAAGGCUACUUUGCCGCCAAGUAUCCUAUACUUAAGAAAUGACCAUGUCCGUCAAUUCUAUCCGCUCAACGAAGUAAUGGCUCCCUCAAUCCUGGUGGAUCAAAAUAUUGCGGUCCCCGCGACAAAGUCGCUGGACCGCGCCGUCAUCACGGCCUCUCAUUCAAACCCAUCUUUACAAGUUACCGCGGACCACAAUCUAAAGUCGGUGGAUGCACCGAUUUAUGCACCGGGGCGGGGGGAGGUGCUGGUCCACAUCAAGGCGACCGGGAUUUGUGGAUCGGAUAUUCAUUUCUGGAAGACUGGUCGCAUUGGAUCAUUGGUUUUCGAGGGAGAUUGUAUUAUCGGCCAUGAAGCCUCGGGAAUUGUUUUACAGUGUGGCGAUGAUGUUACCAACUUGAAGCCAGGUGACCACGUGGCUGUUGAGCCUGGCGUUCCUUGCGAACAUUGUUUCCUCUGCGACGACGGACGAUACAACUUAUGUGAAGAUGUUCAGUUUGCGGGGGUUUAUCCUUACGCCGGUACGAUGCAGCGAUACAAGGUGCACCCCGCCAAGUGGCUGCACAAGCUCCCCGACAACAUUAGCUUUGCCGAGGGAGCGCUUCUUGAACCACUCUCAGUUGUCAUGAAUGGCAUCACCACCGCAGGGUUGAGCCUGGGUCGUGGAGUUGUUGUCUGCGGUGCUGGCCCAAUUGGACUUGUUGCACUGGCCGCAGCUCGCGCUUCCGGUGCCCAUCCCAUUGUCAUCACUGACUUGGAACCGACACGCCUAGCUUUUGCGAAAGACUUCGUUCCUUCUUGCAUCACAUACCAGGUGGACCGGACAAAAGAUGCCCAGGGCAAUGCCCAAGCAAUUCGAGCUCUGUUUGGACCAUCAGAAUAUGCUGCACCGGAGACUGUACUCGAAUGUACGGGCGUGGAAAGCAGUGUCUGCACGGCUGCAUAUACUGCGCGACGCGGAGGUACCGUGAUGGUCAUUGGCGUGGGCAAGGCCAUCAUGAACAACCUUCCCUUUAUGCAUCUUUCUCUUGCAGAGAUCGAUCUACGAUUUAUCAACCGCUACCGUGAUACAUGGCCCCCUGCAAUUGCAUGUCUUAGUGGUGGCAUCCUUGAUUUGAAGAAGCUCAUCUCUCAUGUCUUUCCGCUGGAGAGAGCAGAGGAGGCCCUACAUCUGUGUGCUGAUGCAAAAAAUGGCAGCAUCAAAGUAUUAGUUGUGGAUGACCAGGAGGCCUCGCUAUAG